Molecule: messenger RNA, 1797 nt
Organism: Aspergillus versicolor CBS 583.65
Lineage: Eukaryota; Fungi; Ascomycota; Eurotiomycetes; Eurotiales; Aspergillaceae
Product: NAD(P)/FAD-dependent oxidoreductase
Exons: 2
Coding region: 177-1739 (520 amino acids)
Cellular component (GO): cytoplasm
Molecular function (GO): oxidoreductase activity
Source: RefSeq, a predicted model, not a curated record
GUCCGUCGGGCUCCUGCCUGUCUGCCACGACAACAAGAGACUACGGACUUCAUACAUCUUCACAUCACUUCUCUGACACACUCGUUGGCUAUCAUACUCUCUUUAAUCUAUCUUCACAUUGCAUAUAUAUUGCUACUAUUGAUAUACUUUAUAUUACCACCCUCGAUUGAGUCUCGAUGUUUUCGCGAAAGUACAAAAGCGUCAGAGAAUGGACCCACGAGAAGCGAAAUAGGUUUACCGAAUUGGCCUGCAAAGACCCAAUGUUCCCUACACCUGGCCCCGGCAAACGCUUGGACGCAGAUGGCGUUCCCGAGGUCAACUACGCCGUCAUCGGAGCUGGGAUCACAGGAUGCAGCGUUGCCCACACCAUGCUUCGCCACGAAUUCUUCCAAAAUGACACUAUUAUGGUCCUCGAAGCCAGCGAUAGGACUGGCGGUGCGGCUGGGAUCUCCCAUGCCCAGGUUGCACCAGCAACGGCGAUAGACUGGGGUGAGCUCGUGCGAAGAGUUGGGGUGCGCAGUGCCAAUCAGGCCGUUGUGUUUUCGCAUAGAAACCUGGCACGUUUGGGCGAGCUUUGUGCGGGUCUUAGUGCGGAGGAUAGGAAAAAAGUCCAGUUUCGACGAGUUAAGAUGGUAACGAACUUUGCGAACCGCGAACCCAAGAAUCUGUAUCGACGCUGGGACCCUGCGUUUCGGAGGAUGUUUACACACUUGGGAAAUCGGUUUACGGAGAAGGAUGCCGGGGCCGCUGGCACUGAAUAUCGAUUCCGCAUCAAGAGCACCUCUGGGGCCGUCGAGGGCCCGGGGGCAACCCUGAAUGUUGGGGAAUUGGUCAAUGCUCUAUUUAAUGAGAUGCUGCGUGAGCACGAUGGGCGGAUCUCAGUCCGGACCAAUACAGCCGUUAGAAAGAUCAAGUACAGGACUGAUAAUCCUAGCCUUCCCUGGCUAUUGCACACCAACUGCGGUCUGGUGCGGGCGUCGUCAGUGAUAUACUGCUGCAAUGGUCGGGCAGCACAUCUUAACCAUCAACUGCUCGGGAAGCUCUUCCCUGUGAAUCAUCCCAUGUCCGUAGAAGGACUCACUCCAUGCCCGCCGGACGACUCUGGGACGUAUUCUUGGAGGUUAAUCCAAAGGCCGACCGUUGACUACUGCACCGGCACAUUCAAACCAGGCCAGUACUCGGUGGUUCAGGAUGGACGCUCGCUCACGUACCAAGUUUCAGGAGGGCCGCAAACUGUGGCCAGCCUUUUCCCCAUGAGCGGCGAAGACGCCCUGCAAUUAUCCAAGAACGACCACCGGGAGCGACUUCACCGGCUUUUCAGGCAGCCUGUUGAGCGAUUGGAGGAUUGGCUCGAUCUUGGUUCUUCAUCGGCCGAUGAACCUUGUGAUGGAACGUAUAGACUGAGUACUCUAGGGCUGUCAUCUAGAUGUGUGGGUUACACAGCCGACGCCCUGCCUCUUGUCGGGGUCAUCCCAGUUUUGAAUAACCAUACGCGGCAAAAUCGGCAGUGGGUUGCUGCAGGCUGCAACGGCCAAGGGCUGGACAAAUGCUGGCUGAUGGGCGAGUACCUCGUUGCCAUGAUUGCUGGCGAAUUCGUCGACAAUCGCCUGCCGGACUGCUAUCAAAUCACGCAGGCACGACUAAGCGCGAUGGAUCCCCAGAACUAUUUAAAUAGGCUGCUACAGGUUGAUACCUACGAGGAUCGAACACCAAUUAAUACGUAUUUGGCUCCUAAUUAGAUUAUAGAUCUAGCUAGAUAGAUAGUUAGUGAAUACUAUACCCUAACAGGUGUUUACG